Messenger RNA from Trametes versicolor FP-101664 SS1, 1416 nucleotides. RefSeq lists its product as uncharacterized. The transcript has 4 exons. NCBI's taxonomy places the organism in Eukaryota, Fungi, Basidiomycota, Agaricomycetes, Polyporales, Polyporaceae. The coding region runs from base 1 to 1416 and encodes 471 amino acids. The record is from RefSeq and is a predicted model, not a curated record.
AUGCCGGAAGAGGUUUUGCGCGUACCGGUCUAUUUAGAACUCGCCAGGCACAACUCCGUGCAAGUCAACAUGCUCGUCGAAGUUGUACUGGCUAUGUCGGCGGACGGCAAAUUCGUUCAAGCGACGGCGACGUGCGACGAAGUCAACCCUCCCUUUCCACGCGUCGGAGUGUCACGCCACCUCUCGCUGACGACCGACGCUUCUAUCUACGUGCCCAGCAACAUCAUGUACGCGCCCGUAUAUGUGGUAGUGCGCAGAAUUCGCGGGCUUAUCCUGCAGACACGGAUUGCUAUUCAGCUCACGUUCAUCGAGUGGUUGCCUGGCGAUAGGUCGACCUUCGAGGUCAUAGCUGAUAUCAAGCUGCUGACCGAGGGCGUGAUGGCUGCGACUCGGUGCUUCGGUCGCUCUCCCCUGCACCCUGACAAUUUCCCAUCUGAACUCCUGCGUCACAUCGUGCAAUCUUGCGGCAUUGUCGCCUUACUAGCACUGCGGAAGACCAACCGCGAUCUAUACGCGCACGUGCACGACGUCCUCCGCCUUGAUCGCCGCAAGCUGCUCCUUCACUACGUGCCCAACCCCGAGCUGCUGUGGGAAAGUAUGGACGAGACGAACGCGGUCGUCGGAGGGAGAAGCGCUCUGCUGUUUCUUCUACGAACUCAAGACGGGUUACCGGCUACGCUGGACAUCUAUGUCUCUUCUCUCCAUGGGGACAGACUGGUGCAGCUGCUGGAAGAAGACCUCGACCUUCACUUGACUUCGGUCGAGGAGACGUGGGACAGGCUGCAACGCAACGUCGCGAAGGCGUCUACAUUUACCGUAUCCGCCGACCGUUUUAUCACCGUGCACACAUCAAAAUCCAUAUCCCCCUUUGACCCCAUAGCCAUGUCACCUCUCACCGCGCUCAUCAACUGGGUCUCGCCCCACGCCUUCGCAUGCGGGUAUCCAACGCUCACAUUGAGACGGCGCACGCUCGCUCCCCCCCUUCGUCGUCGCGACUGGGCCCUCCGCGCGUAUUAUCGACAGCUGGACAACCUUCAGUUCGACAUAGCAUCGGAGCCUACGUCAUGGGAUGACUACGCCGCAAAGGUACCUCAACCCCCGAACCCAGCCUGGCGUGCGUGCCUACGACAGUGGUUCGUCUGCCCAUCUCAAGGUCGCUUUUUCGGAGACGCGGGAUCUGUCCUUACGAUGUUCGAUCUUGUCAACGCGAACCACUCGUAUAUGAAGCAGCGACACCAAGCUCCUUACGGUGUCACAGUAGCCUGGCGUAUCCUAACAUCCCACCGACCCUGUGAUGGACCAUGCAGCAUGCUCGACCCCAUCGUUCCGGAAUCUCUACUCACUGUCCCAGUAGUGAUAGUCGGCGAUGCCUUCCAGUUACGCUCUAUGCACGAUCCUACCGCAAUGUAUGUAUGA